AUGAAAAGAGAAUUUAAAGUGGUUAAUGGCGCCGGUCGAAGUGGAGCCUUUCUGGCGCUGGACGCGAAUCUGGAGUUGAUGAAGAAAACUGGUCAAUUGGACGUGUUCGAGUAUGCAAAAACGCUUGUCAAUGCGCGAUCUCAUUUAAUCGAUUCGGUCGAUCAGUACAUGUUCAUCUAUGAUGCCCUGGCUGAGGCAGUUUUGUGUAACGUGGCGCCGAUUGCGAUGUGCGAGCUGAAAGAUCGCUCAACGAUGUAUAAAGCGAAGAAAGAUCGGCAACAGAUCGAGUCACAGGACAACCACGAGAACAAGUUGUUGCUGACGUUGACGCCAACGCUACGAAUCGGCGACUGCGCUGGUGGGCAUCGUUUGGAGAAUCGCGGGAAAAAUCGAGACGUCAUGGUGGUGCCGCCUGAUCACGCGCGGCCUUACUUGCAAACAUUACACGGUGAGAGCAAGGAUUACACGUAUAUUAAUGCCGUUGAAGUGGAUGGAUUCACAAGAAAGAGUGAGUUCAUUGUGACCGAGUGGCCGAAACAGGCGACGAUUGACUCGUUUUGGACGCUGAUCUACGAUCACUCUUGUCAUACAGUCGUCAAUCUCAGCAAUCAGGGCAAUAAUAAGCAAUUCCCGACUUUCAUCCACAACAAGGGGAAACACAACUAUGGUCCGUUUAUCGUUGAAGUUUUAAACUAUCAUCAAUAUCCGCAAAUGACUUCACAUAUGGUGAAAGUAAUGAAAAGACCAAGCACCCAAGCGCCACACAAAACCUCGAGUUUGGCGAAUCUCUUCAAAAAGGAGCAACCGAUGAAAGUGCCGACGAUCGAGGGUCAUCCAGCUUUUGCGCCACCGCCAAGGACUGUCCCUAUUGGACAAAGCUUUCGAUUCAAGCCAGAAUACCGGGGAAGAUAUCGACGGAAAAGUGUUGAACGCUCGGAUUCGAGGAUUUCCCGGUCGAGCUCAAAGUCGAGACGCGAGAAAUCAGCAACGAAAUGGCUGCUACCGUCGGGGAAAAGGAAAGCCGCGAAAUCGGCUGAUGCACGUCCACGAAGAUCGAUCGUUGAUGUGAACGAUUUGUUUAAGGAGAAAGGAAUGUCCGAUAUCAAGCGUUUGAUGAACGUGCGAAAGAAUAAAUCCGAGGAAACAUCGAAACAAAUCGAGAAAUUGACAUUCAUGAUCUCGGAUAUCAUGUCGAGUGGACAGAGUCAGCAACAAAUGGAGGCUGAGGUGCGCAUUUGUUGCGUUAUUCAGGUCCGAAUGUGGCCGAUCGAGCACAAAGUUCCAUUGUCGACGACCGGAUUGAUAGAUGUGAUAAAAAUGGCGCGCUCGUGGCGAAAGAGAGCGCCGGAUAGGCCUGAGACGAAGCCGACGAUCGUUAUGUCACAUAAUGGAGUGUCUCGUUGUGGGAUUUACAUCGGCGCCAACAUUUGCAUCGAUCAAAUGGAUAUGGAUCAUGAGGUGGACGUUUUCCAUGCGGUGAAACUGAUGCGAAUAAAUCGACCUCAGCUGAUCGAUAUGAAGGAUGAAUACAAAUAUUUGUACGAUGUGAUGUUGCAUUGGUACAUGACGAACCCGGAGUAUCGACAAUUCGAUAAAGAGGAUCCGAUUCGGGGCGGAGAGGAGAGUGCACACUCGAGUCGACAUGCCUCCAAUAGGAAUUCGCUCAAAUUCGGCUCUCGUGGCAGCAGCGUUCGGGAACGAUCGCUGCGUGACUCACGAAAGGAGAACAAUUCUCAUGGGAAUCACUCGAACAACAUUCUCUCGAGACUCUCAAAUCGA
This is a messenger RNA of Mesorhabditis belari, 1779 nucleotides long. The record is from the annotation of a GenBank genome assembly. NCBI's taxonomy places the organism in Eukaryota, Metazoa, Nematoda, Chromadorea, Rhabditida, Rhabditidae.